AUUUUUCCAAAUGAUUCUAGGUUGCUAUUUUGCUUCUUACUGAGAUCACUCCAAAAAGUAUAGCUGUUCACAAUCCAGUGGAGGUUGCUAGAUUUGUGUGAAAAUUUUAUGUUACUGAAGAUGAAUUGAAGCUGAUGUUAGAUGGGGCAGAGUUUAGUGGAGCAAUAGAGGAGGAAGAGCAGGGGCUUAAUCUUUCCCAUAACAACUUUGGUGGUUAUAUGUCACCAUUACUAGAGAUUCCACAAGGCAAUAAAUUCCACACCUUUGAAAAUACUUCUUACAAAGGAAACCUUGGAUUGGUUGGAUUCCAAUUAUCAAAAUCUUGUAUUGAAAAUGGGACACUGGAACAACUUGUGGACUCCUUCCAAGAAAAAGAUGACUUGUGGGGAUCUGGCUGGAGGGCUGUGACUUAAUAUUUGGACUAAUUAUAUAUGUUAUUUAAACCGAAAUGGUGUUUGUCUUUCUUUGAUGGCCAUCCAAAUCACAAG
This is a messenger RNA of Rubroshorea leprosula, 488 nucleotides long. The record is from the annotation of a GenBank genome assembly. NCBI's taxonomy places the organism in Eukaryota, Viridiplantae, Streptophyta, Magnoliopsida, Malvales, Dipterocarpaceae.